Orbilia oligospora ATCC 24927 is the source of this 1224-nucleotide messenger RNA. RefSeq lists its product as uncharacterized. The record is from RefSeq and is a predicted model, not a curated record. Lineage: Eukaryota; Fungi; Ascomycota; Orbiliomycetes; Orbiliales; Orbiliaceae. The transcript is spliced from 3 exons. The coding region runs from base 1 to 1224 and encodes 407 amino acids.
AUGCCCUCAGUCACUGAAUAUAGACCAUCACUCUCGACGCUCCCCACAGAGCUUUUAAUACAAAUCUGCGAAAUCCUCUUCGACAGCAAAUCCAAUACUCGGAAUACCACACAGGCAACACGGACCUCGAAGCCGCCAAUCCUCGACGGACUAUCAAGAACAUGCAGUCGAUUCCGGGAAAUAUGUCGCCCAUACAUCUUCCAAAACCUAAUAGUUGACCUCAAAGAAGACAUCGAUCUCCUAUCUCUCAAAUCAUUAUCUACAGAUGAAGGAAUACUGUCAUACGUUGGAAGCUUGCGUAUACACUCCGCUAUCAAACCAUCGCUACGAAGACUCGCGGAUACGAUAUUUGGACCGAAUGCCCCGCCUGAAGUAGUAUUUAGCUUUAUACGGCGUAUCAUGAGACGGAUACCCCGCUUAAGAUCAUUAUCAAUAACCAUCAAUGAUAUCGAACUUAACGACAUAUUCGCAAACCCAAGAUGGCAUACACCAAUCGAUAUUGAUUGUGAGGAGGAUGAAGAGAUCAAUUUGGUGUAUUUGGAGGAGUUAACAGUAUCUGAAAAUUCCACGUGGGUGAUUGCAUUGGGGGAUAAUCAACCACAAAUCCCGAUUAUUGAAGAAGACGAGGAAGGCGAAAUCACAAAGACGGCUGUGGCGGUGGCAGAAACAACAGGAUUGAGGAAGUUGAGUUUUGUGCAUCCGGGGGACUUUGGAGCACCAGAGCUAAAUGGGAGUAAACUCUGGGAAUACCGUGGACGGACCGAGGGAUUUGUAAUGGAGAUUAUGGCACUUGGAUUAGAAAGUGGUUUGGCAAAUGGAAUUAGAGAGUUAAAAAUACAGAGGACAUUGGAUGUGGUUGAUUUACAGAAACUCGCAGCUGUGUUCCCCGAACUCGAGGUGUUUGAGUAUUGGAUUGACCGGCCACUGAACCCCAGUUUACACAGUUUAGGAAGCGGCUCCCGUCUCGUCUUCCACUCCUUAUUCAUGCACCUCUCUCUCGGUAUCGCACCCCUCACGCCACCCUACAACCAUGACGUCUUCACAGAUAUCAGAUUACUCGGCAAGUACUGUCGGAACUUAAGACAAGUCCGAGUACAAGGCGUUGUUCGCGCGAAUAUUAAAUGGUUACCGCAGAUGUCGGCUGCGAGGUAUCAGGUUAUGUUCUGGGAGGAAGAAGAUGGUACGACUGUUGCGGAAGUACCCUGUUAUAGGGUGGAAAUUUAA